ACAACCUCGGCGACGUCGGGCAUCAUUCUAUUUGAUUUUUUUUCUUUAUUGAUGUUUUAUUUGAAUAUGCGCAGUUGCCGCGCCGCGUUUAGUUUGUUCUGGAACCACGCGGGUGUUGACGCGUUAAGCGCUUCUCAUUUCAGACGCUGAUCUCGUGGCUGCUUUGCCCGCAGUAAUGCAUUUGCUGCAGCCGCUGGCACCUGUCCACUAACGCCGCUCGGCUCCUCGCCUCUCGUCUCCGUCGUUGCGGCCCCGCGACCCACUGCGGUUCCGGCUCGGAGGGGAAAGGUACCACAUAGCGGCGCGGUCAUCAUGGCGUCGCCGGGGGGCGUGGACCAGAGCAUGAAGCCGGUUCUGUUCGAGAUAUUCGGCGAGAUCUGGAACGUGCAGUCGCGGCUCGGGCAGGGGGUUUCGGCCUCGGUGUACCGGGUGAGCUCCGGCCGGGCCGCCGCCACCACCGCCGCCGUCAAGGAGUUCCAGGCCGACGCUCAGGGAGGAGACUACGGGUAUCACAAGGAGAGGUCCGUGCUGGAAGACAUCCAAGGGCACAAAAACAUAGUGACGCUGUAUGGGGUAUUCACAAAUCAUAGCUGUGUGGGCGUGUCCACCCGCUGUCUUUUGCUGGAGCUCUUGGAUGUCAGCGUGUCUGAGCUGCUGGUGAGAGCCAACACCCAGACAGGCAGUGGUGGUUCCCAAGGUGGCAGUUCUCUGCAGAAAGGCCACUCUAUGUGGCUUGUCCAGCACUGUGCCAGAGAUGUCUUGGAGGCCCUCGCCUUCCUGCACAGGGAAGGAUAUGUUCACGCCGACCUCAAACCGCGCAACAUCCUGUGGAGCGCCGAUGACGAGUGCUUCAAGCUUAUCGACUUUGGCCUCAGUUUCAAAGAGGGAAACCAGGAUGUGAAGUACAUCCAGACAGAUGGGUACCGCGCUCCGGAGGCUGAGCUGCAGAACAGCCUGGCCCAGGCAGGUGUGGAAGGGGACUCGGGCUGCUCGUCUGCUGUAGACCUGUGGAGCCUGGGCAUCAUCUUGCUAGAGAUGUACUCAGGAAUCAAACUCAAAGAGACUAUCCGUUCCCAGGAGUGGAAGGAUAACAGCGUCGCUAUAGUUGACCACAUAUUUGCCAGCAACAGCCUAGUCUGCCCUGCCAUCCCUGUCUAUCAUCUCAGAGACCUUAUCAAAAGCAUGCUUCACAACAAGCCCAAGCACAGAUGUUCAGCUGAAACUGCCCUGCUGAGCCCAUUCUUUAGCAUUCCCUUUGCUCCUCAUAUUGAGGACUUAGUUCUGCUACCAUCUCCUGUCCUGCGCCUUCUCAACUUGAUUGAUGAUAGCCACCUGCAUAAUGAAGAGGAGUAUGAGGACAUCCUGGAGGACAUGAAAGAGGAGUGCCAGAAGUAUGGCUCUGUGGUUUCUCUACUCAUCCCAAAGGAAAACCCAGGAAAAGGACAGGUCUUUGUGGAGUAUGCCAACUCCAGUGACUCCAAAGAGGCUCAGAGGCUGCUGACAGGCCGUACCUUUGAUGGGAAGUUUGUUGUGGCCACCUUCUACCCCCUCAGUGCUUACAAAAGAGGUUACUUGUACCAAACUGUGCAGUGAGCUCACUCACCACAAGUGUUGA
Lampris incognitus (smalleye Pacific opah) is the source of this 1615-nucleotide messenger RNA. It is a transcript of the gene uhmk1, whose product is annotated as U2AF homology motif (UHM) kinase 1. Gene Ontology annotation, molecular function: ATP binding; ribonucleoprotein complex binding; protein serine/threonine kinase activity. The record is from RefSeq and is a predicted model, not a curated record. The transcript has 10 exons. Gene Ontology annotation, biological process: peptidyl-serine phosphorylation; positive regulation of translational initiation; regulation of protein export from nucleus. Gene Ontology annotation, cellular component: neuronal ribonucleoprotein granule; nucleus. Lineage: Eukaryota; Metazoa; Chordata; Actinopteri; Lampriformes; Lampridae. The coding region runs from base 313 to 1593 and encodes 426 amino acids.